Molecule: messenger RNA, 2418 nt
Organism: Somion occarium
Lineage: Eukaryota; Fungi; Basidiomycota; Agaricomycetes; Polyporales; Cerrenaceae
Source: the annotation of a GenBank genome assembly
GGCACGACGGGAGAGAAUAUUUUGUGGAGAAUUCAGGCGAGAGCUCUCGUCCAAGCUGUCAUGUCAACUCUCUUCGGUCACUGCUCCCGACCUUAUCUCCUCACGCCUCCACCUCCCAAAGCGCCCGCCUAACCCAAUAUAAAUCUUCUCCCAUGUCUCGCCGUCUCCCAUCUCUUUCUCCCCCACACCCAGUCCCGUUUCUUCAUGAUGUCGUCCGUAGACACUCACGAAAAAGCAAAAGUGGCUGAGAAGGCGUCCUCCAUCGACCUCGCGUCGCCUCCGGAGUACACCGAUGUCGAAGGUGGUCAGACUCGGACCUUGAAGCGGCAGCUUAAGAACAGGCAUAUUGCCAUGAUCAGUAUCGGUGGUGUCAUCGGUACUGGUCUGUUCUUGGGUACCGCUUCGGCACUGCAAGAUGGUGGUCCCAUCGGUCUGCUACUCGGCUACGCCGUAGUCGGGACUAUCUGUUACGCUGUCAUGGUCUCCCUGGGUGAGAUGGUAGCCUAUCUUCCCAUACCCGGUGGUCACAUCAAACUUGCCGAGCGUUUCGUGGAUCCCGCUUUUUCAUUCGUUAUGGGUUGGAAUUAUUGGUACAACUGGGUCAUCAUUCUCCCCGCUGAACUUAGUGCCGCUGCCGUUCUUAUCAACUACUGGAACCAAAGUGUGAACAAUGCUGCGUGGAUCACAAUAUGUCUUGUGGUCACCGUUGUCAUUAACAUGUUUGGAGCCGGAGUGUACGGCGAAUGCGAGUUUAUCUUCGCAUCUAUUAAAGUCAUCACGAUCACUGGCCUUAUCAUCCUUGGUAUUGUGCUCGACCUGGGAGGUGGUCCUAAUCACGAUCGUCUCGGUUUCCGUUACUGGAAGAACCCAGGCCCGUUCGUGCAGUUCAAUGGUAUUGCCGGCUCCAAGGGUCAGUUCCUGGGAUGGUGGGCUGUAAUGACCCAGGCCGCAUUCUCUUUUAUUGGGACUGAAAUCGUUGCCAUUGCCGCUGGUGAAGCAAAGAACCCGCGUCGUAACCUCCCCAAGGCUAUCAAGCGUGUCUACGUCCGUAUCCUCCUGUUCUACAUUGGUGGUGUCAUCAUCAUCGGAUUGCUCGUACCCUCCAACAACCCCGACCUUAACUUGCGGACUUCCGACGCCGGCAAGUCGCCAUUCGUUAUUGCCAUUAAGAAUGCAGGAAUUAAAGGCCUGCCAUCGGUUAUCAACGCUGCAUUAUUGACAUCUGCUUGGUCCGCAGCAUCCAGUGAUCUAUAUACUAGCUCUCGAGCUCUAUAUGGUCUUGCGAUGGUCGGCAAUGCGCCCAAGAUCUUCACCAUGAUCUCGCGCAAGGGUCUUCCUUACGUGUCCAUUAUUUUCUGCGCUCUCUUCUCUUGCCUCGCAUACAUGGGUAUCAAUGCUGGUUCCGGCAAGGUGUUUGGCUGGUUCGCCAACAUGACAUCCGUCGCCGGUCUGAUGACAUGGUUCGGAAUUGCCGUCACCUACAUCCGUUUCUACAAGGGCUUCAAGGCGCAAGGUUUCGAUCGCUCGAAAUUGCCUUACGCAUCUCCUUUGCAGCCUUAUGCCGCAUGGUACGCUAUGGUCUCAUGUUUGGUCAUCUGCUUCGCAAUUCUCUGGAUGGAGAGUGUUCCUCAAGGGCCACUGGGACCACGCAACAUUUAUCACGAACUAUUUGCCUCUCGUCCUCUUCCCCAUUCUGUAUGCUGGAGCUAAGUUCUGGAGAAGAACACCGGUUGUAAAACCGGAAGAAAUGGACUUCAUUUCUGGUCUCGCCGAGGUCGAAGCUGACUCUUACGAUGAGCCCCCUCCCCGUAACUGGGUAGAGAAAUUCUGGGCAUGGCUGAUGUAAUCUUGCUGAAUGCUAGAUGCUAAUGAUAUACCAUGCUUUGUAGUAACUAAUUUGUAGAUUAUCACGAUGUAACGUCCUGUCUUUUCUCUAGGUCACAUUGUUGGAUGGAAUGGAUCAGACGAACAGCAAUUGUACAAAUAGGACUUGACGUUGUGUGAUCUCCGCGUGCCAAACGUCUCGAUUUAUUUCAAGCUUCAAGUUGGAAGUUGCCAGCCUUCAAACGUCUCCUUGAGAGACCUCAAGUCCCUUAAGGUUUUUUUUGCCUUGCGGCGGACAUCUUGCAUCACGGUACCUGAUAGCGGUCCAGACGAGAAGCCCUUCCCGCGAACUUACGAGCCACGUACAAAUACUAUGUAUCUUUGGCCAGGGACGAUCAGAAUUUUCUCUCGAAGCCCCUCUCCAUCGUCAUCGCAGACCCCACGAUAUGGAUACCGCCCAUAUGUAUUCACCACGCGUAUCUCAGUAGUAUUGCUAUGCGAGGCUCUAAAUCGCUUUACAAAGACUCCCAAAGGGAUUGGAUCUCACAUAAGUUACAUGCGACCUAAUUGGGCGAAUAAGGCACAGACAAUAUU